Messenger RNA from Pangasianodon hypophthalmus (striped catfish), 4475 nucleotides. RefSeq names its product chromosome 22 C8orf34 homolog (gene c22h8orf34). The record is from RefSeq and is a predicted model, not a curated record. NCBI's taxonomy places the organism in Eukaryota, Metazoa, Chordata, Actinopteri, Siluriformes, Pangasiidae. Bases 105 to 1871 code for a protein of 588 amino acids. The transcript is spliced from 14 exons.
GAAAAAUAAUUCAACACAAUCUGCUUAGUUUUGUGUCCUCAAAUGUGAAAGUUAUGCAUUCUGUCCAUUUCCCUUUCUGUUUUUUUUUGGUACUGUUUUAGGAAAUGAUGACCAAACUGAUAACUGAGACUCCAGACCAUCCGAUUCCAUUUCUAAUCGGACAUUUACAGACCAAACAGGAAAGUCCAGGCCGGCUUCACCGAACGCUGUCUGGAUCUGCAGCUCUGUGGGCCGAGAGCGGCUGUUCAGAAUAUAAAAGCAAUCGACGGGAUUUCAGGAGUUACGACAGAGCCUGGCAGAUUCACCCCAAAAAGCCCAAGAAGUCCAAGAGUGACUUAGCAGUGUCCAACAUUUCUCCUCCUUCUCCUGAGUCUAAAUCACUGCCUCGUUCCAUAGAGUGUCCCUCAUGGGACUGGAGGACCAAACCCGAGAGCCGAGACUUUGACGAGCUCAACCACAUCCUGAGAGAGAGCAAGAAGCUGGGCAAAGCGUUGGAGAACCUGUCCCGAAGUAUUGCCUUAUCUGAUGAGCUCGAUCAGGGCCCGCGGCUUUAUAACUCGGUGUUGCGGCCCCGUGUGGUGGGCGAGUGGCUGGGCAGAGACGAGGAUGACGCUGACCCGCUGGCUGCUGAGAUGCUCCAGCCACCUGUCCCGAGGGCAAAGAACGAGGGAUGGAGCAGCCGAGACACCAGUCCUGCAGGGAGUCUGAAGAUGGAGGUGAAGACGAAAGGGCUGAAACAGCAGCAGCAGCACCGGAAGAAGCUCCUGGCGGCCAUGUUGUCUCAGGACUCGUUUGAGUCCAUGGCCAGCUCGGCUCCGUCCGUCACCGAGGACGAGAUGGAGGACGAGGACGACGCCAUGGAGCUUCUGGAGGACCUGGAUGACCUGAGGAUGGAGGGGGUCACUGGCCUGGUUUCUUCUGGCAGUAAGUUCAGCCAAGGGCGCAGCUCCUACUGCCCCGAACCGCAGGCCAAAGUCACCCUCAACAUCUGCUCAAGGUGUGCCAGGCUUCAGGGGGAUAGUCUCGCUCCAGCCGGAGCUGAAGAGGAACCAGCACCGCAUGUUCCUGAGCAGGCCGUGCCUGAAGUGACAUGUCCAUUGCCUGGAGUGACAGAGCCUCCGACUGCCGCCGAGCUGGAACUCCAGAGUACUUCUCAAGUGUCCGCUCCGCGAUACCCUGCAUGGGCGCCGGACGUGAAGCCGGUGAGAGGCACGAGCCCAAAGGCACAGAGGCGUGCUCUACAGCUCGAGGAGCUUCUCUUUUCUAAAGAGCUGGAGAACAUGGGCAAGCACCUCGCUGAAGUGGAGAAGGACUUGGCCAAGCUGGCUGAACAAGGGAAGCUCAGCAGGAGUCCCAUCAGCCCCCACAGCAGCCUGCUCCUGCCUGUGAACCCCCAGAGUGCCAACGCUCUUCCCAUGCCAGGCUUUAGCUCCAAGCCCAACUCGCCAAGCAAGACUCCCAUGCUGCCGCUCAUCAUCAGCCGGACUCAAUCUCCCAGCAACCCCUGCAGCCGAGCCCAGACUCCCAGCAGGCCCCUGACCCCCAACAGCCUCAUGAUGCGCUCUCUACCCACUGCUAGCCACGGAAACCCAGAUCGUAUGUACAGGCGCUCCAGGAGCAGACCGGUUACCCCGACUGGGCAAAUAACGCGACCUCUUUUGACCCCGCCAGGUCUCAGCAGCACGGACAGCUUCAGUCUGCGCAGCACACUGUCUGAGGAUGAGUUUUACCGGCAGCUGCAAGCCGUCAGACAGCCUUGGCUCAUCCCCAGUGACACUGAGAGCGAGUGUAUGGAGCGUCCAGAGCAGGACAAGUGUAACCCUGGCGGAAUGAGAGAUGCCAGUAAACGAUCAGUGUUUUCAGGCUUAUAACACGACAACUGCAGACGGAGACCCAAUCAUAUUUAUGCAAUCUAAACGGGCAUUUUGAACAUUGUGAAUAAGCCAGAGAGAGACUUAUUUUUUAUAAUUCCUAUUUAAAAAAAAGGAUUGUGUACUUUUUUUCCACAGAGGUUAAUAUUUCUUAGAACCUGGCACAUCUGUAUGCUAAAGUACAAAUACUUGAAAUUAGAGAAUGUAGUAUGUUGAUAAGAAUGCUGUCUAUCUGCUGUGUUUGAUUUGUUUGCCUUUUUAGCAUGCUUCCCAUUACUGAGUUAUGGGAGAAAAUCUUGACACAUGGCCUUGCAUUGAAGUUAUGUAUACGAUUUUAUGUGCCAACUGAUGAAAAAAAAGAUAUUUUUGAUAACCAUUUUCAGUAAAGGAAAUGGCAGCCUUGUUUAGAUGGAUGUGUGAAUAUUAAAGCUAGGUAGAGAAGCACCCUUAAGCCAGGUUUACACUGUAUGAUUUUCAGCCCAGUUUUAUCACUGCAGAGGAAAAGCGCACAUCCUAAAAGAAUCUGGCUCAGUGUGGCAGCCAGGGAAAAAAAAAAAAGUUCUGUCAGUGUUUGAAAUGUUUGAGUAGAAACUUAGAGCGUGAGCGUUGCUUCAAAGCUUGUCUAAAAGUAAGGUGACUUACGCAGGAUUACGCAGAGCUGAUGAGAGAGCUACAAAGACGUUAGUAGCAAUGUCGAAGCAUAAACAAAACAAGCUAAUGGAAAAAAAACAUCCUUAUUACCUCAAGCGCACUUGAGAAUGUUUCUGUUUUUCCGCUCAAGCCCGGAUCGGUCAGCUUGAUGACGUACGCAGAACGUAGACAUUUUCUUUAAUCUAUCGUUAGAGAAACUUCGUUCGAGAAUUUGAGAUUUUUCUGGGAUCAUCUCAUACAACGUGACAGAAUCGUACAGUGUAAAAGAGGCUAUAUCCUGUAUCACUGCCCUGGAAGACCAACACAGCAAGCACUCUUUUACUUCCUACAACGAAUGACAAAAGUAACGUGUAGAACAAGAUGAGAUUUAUUUGUUAUUUUGUACCAAUGAUGCACUACGUAUAUAUAUCGCCUGCUACACCUUGUAUGAUGCAAAUUAAACUGAUUUAUACGGUUCCUUGUCUUGUCCUGUGUCCAUUUUUUAUGGGACAUACUAUAUACACUAUAGGGCCAAAAGUAUGUGGACACUCCUCCUAAUGAUUGAGUUUAGGUGUUUCAUCCACACCCAUGGCUAACAGGUGAAUAAAGUCAAGCACAUCGCCAUGCAAUCUCCAUAGGCAAACAUUGGCAGCAGAAUGGGUCGUACUGAAGAGCUCAGUGACUUUAAGUCGCACGUCAGUUCUUGAGUGCUAUUAGUACAAAAUGAAGGCAUCUAUAAGCAACAACAGCUCAGCCAUGAAGAGGUAGAGGUAGACCAGGCAAACUCGCAGAGUGGGGUUGCCGAAUGCUAGAGUGCGUAACAUGUAAAAAUUGUCUAUACUCUGUUGCGUCACUCACUACAGAGUUCAAAACUGCCUCUGGAAGCAACAUCAACACAAGAACCGUGCAUCCACAGCUUCAUGAAACGGGUUUCCAGGACCGAGCAGCUGCACACAAGCUUAAGAUCACGAUGUGCAGCAAGAAGCAUCGGCUGGAGUGGUGUAAAUCAUGCCGUCACCAGACUCUGGAGCCGUGGAAACAUGUUCUCUGGAGUGAUGAAUUACUAUCUGGCAGUUUAAUCGAACAUAUUAAUGCCCAUGGUGUUGGGAUGGGAUCCAACAAGCUCAUAUAGGUAUGAUGGUCAGGUUGGACAUGUUUUUGGCCAUAUAGUGUAUAUGCUAAUUUCAUUAAAGUGUAAAUAAUGAAAAUAGGAAAAAUUAAAUAUAUAGAAUAAUUGAUGUUCAUGAUUCUACUGGCAUAUUUUACAGUGAUUACAGUGCAGUCUCUUAAAAAAGGUUUUUUUUUUGUUGUUGUUGUUGGUUUUUUUGCUUCCUUUAAACCUCGAUGGAGAUGAUGGAGGUGGUGUCUAAUAGCCGAUUCUGAAACUUGACAACCCCAGGAAUCUUUAUACCUUCCUUCCUCACUGUGUGUGUAUGUGUCUGUCUGUAUGUAUGUAUGUGUUUCUGUGUUUUAAUUUAUAGCACAUUGUUUAAGACUUUUUAAUGGUGCCAAUUGUUUUUAAUUUCAUGUUUAGAUAUUUUUUAAAAACCUACUGCAGAUCAUCAGCCAUCUGUAUCACAUGGUGACAUUGGCAAUGCCCCAGGGGUGUGUAAACUUUUGCACCACAUAUUUCUAUAUCAGUUGAUUGUCUUUUUGUUUUGUACAAUCAUAAUUAAGCAUGGUUCAUUUGCUGUGGUGAGACAUAAUUCAAUAAAAACAGCUAUAACAGUGACAUCACUUUGAACACUGCUAGUUGUUGCCAUGGCAGCAGUGAAGUCAGAAAAUAAAAGGAAAAAGAAACUCAUUCUCCUCGCUCAGCACUUAGGAACCGCACAGAAUACAUUCCAUACUUUAAACAUCUUCAAAUUUUGAAAAGGACCUGCUAUUGAUAAAGUCUCUGUGACAACGACAGCAUGGGUCCUGAUCAAGCGUCGUCUCUGAACCUGGCGUUGUUCCUAAGUAGACUGUAAAUUU